Molecule: messenger RNA, 1260 nt
Organism: Bipolaris sorokiniana ND90Pr
Lineage: Eukaryota; Fungi; Ascomycota; Dothideomycetes; Pleosporales; Pleosporaceae
Exons: 7
Coding region: 1-1260 (419 amino acids)
Cellular component (GO): mitochondrion
Source: RefSeq, a predicted model, not a curated record
AUGCUACUGAGUCGGAGCGUGUCUAACAUCGCAAAGUGGGGCCACCUUCGCUUACUACAGACUUUGGAGGGUAGCCGUGCAAGGACCCCCCAUAUUCAAACCGAUGCGAAUCCCCCGUUCUGUUACACUAGUGAGCGGUGGCUGUGGAAUGAGCGUGAGCAACUGGGAGCCAGAUAUCGACGUUUUGAUGUGCUCGGUCUUCAGCAAGCGGCCUGCAACUACAACAAGGCAUAUUGCCUUGAGAUGGAAGAUCGCCGAAAAGUCAUUGCAAAAGUCCCACAUCCUAAUGCUGGUCCACGAGUGAUUACGACAUCAUCGGAAGUAGCGACUAUGGAUUUUGCCCGGACUAUUUUGAAGAUACCCGGCAAUGGUAUCCCGGGAUGCGAGCCGGCUAUUAUCACGUCUGGUCCGCAAGAGGUCGUUUCUCAAGCUGAGUCAACUUAUUGCAUUGGACCCAUUACUCGCAAAGAGUUUUGGGAAAAAGAGCGCAGUAAUAUGGAAUGCCAAGGUCCAUUGAUGGUAGGAACAUCUUCUGCAAAAUACCUCGAGGCAAUUGCUCGCCGUGAGAUUGAUUGGAUCAAUGCACAUGCAAAUCUACACGAAAAGACUAUGGCUACAUGGCGUUACACGAGCCUGAAACAAAAAUCUCCUGAGGCACACAUAGCUCUAUUGCAAAAGUUUCUAGCUGCAAUUCCGUAUAUCACACCCCAAGACCCAGAGCUGGUCUCUCCUAGACUUUGGCACCCAGACUUCCACACUGGCAACAUCUACAUCGAAAAUCAAGCCCAGAUAUCAUGUAUAAUCGACUGGCAAGGAGCCUGGACUACCUCCGUAAAGCUCAGAUAUCAAGUGCUUCAAUCCAUCUUAAUCCACGCAUGCGAAACGACUACAGCAGAGAAGAACCCUCUAAUGUACAAGGCAAUGCGGCAUCCCCAAGGCCAAACCCUCAAGCACUUAGAAGCUUUUGCCGGCUCUACCUGGGACGACUGUCUCUUCUCCUUCGAGGAAUAUUUGAUCUCCGUCGAGCGGUGCCAACACCACGAAGAAUUCGGGGCGUUCAGUAAAUGCCAAGAAUUCCGGAGGGCACUAAAAGGCAUCUUGACCGAUGAGGGCUAUACGUCGAACGAGAGUUUCAGUACAGCUGUCGAGAUACUAAAAGACUUGAGGCAAGUAAGUCUAGAUAAGCUAAAUGGUAAGGAACGAUGCAGCUUCGAGGAAGAGACGCGUUGGAUAGCGGAUCUUGAUAGACAUGACGAAUAG